Molecule: messenger RNA, 1638 nt
Organism: Cyclocybe aegerita
Lineage: Eukaryota; Fungi; Basidiomycota; Agaricomycetes; Agaricales; Hemipholiotaceae
Source: the annotation of a GenBank genome assembly
AUGCUCUACGCUUUGGUCUCCCUGCUCAUUUUCCAAGGGUCUGUAGCAGCUAUCCCUGGACUCGCGUCAUCUUUUGCUGGGUCUACAUCUACGGCUGUCUUUCCUCCUCCAAAUGCCACCAUAGGUGAAUCCGAUAGCUCCUUCCCGGAUGGUUCCCAAGUGGGCUUUGCAGGUCCAACACCGACCGGUGAUGAGGCGAAUGCAAUCACAACUGCCCCCUCUAUCGCGAAGGUGGACUCAGUCUUUCCUCUGGUCAAGCCACAUGCGUCAAACACUGGAAGUUCAUCCUUCGAUGUUUUACAGAACCUGGGCAAUCUUUCUCCUUGGCAAUCAGUUGCAUCUUUCGGACUACCUGACACGUCUCCUGUGGUUCCAAAAGGAUGCAGUUUGAACCAGGUUUAUCUCCUCAAUCGUCAUGGUGCAAGGUACCCAACGUCCGAUGCUCCAACUUCCAAAUUCUCAGCAAAUAUCCAUGCUGCUGCGAGUGGUGCUGGCUUCACAGCAUCUGGUCCUUUGGGUUUCCUAAAUACAUGGACAUACAAACUUGGAGCAGAGAUACUCACUCCUUUCGGUCGGUCGCAACUUUUCAGCCUAGGGGUUGGGUUUAGAGUCAAGUAUGGCAACCUUCUCAAGGGUUUCACGAAGCUGCCUGUCUUCCGUACGACUUCAGAAGAGAGGAUGCUUGAUUCUGCGCUUCAUUUCGCGGCUGGCUUCUUUGGCGUUCAGACUUAUCAGCAAGAUUAUCACCAGUUGAUCACGAUCGAGAAUGACGGACAAAAUAACACUCUCGCCCCGUACUUUGAUUGCCCAAAUGCCAACAAUGCGGUCGAGGGAUUCGGCUCCAUUCAAAGCACAAAAUGGGCAAACACUUACUUGCAACCGACGUUGAAGAGGUUGUCGCCGUUUAUCAAAGGCUACAAUUUGACGGUGCCAGAUUUGAUUGGCAUGCAGGAGCUGUGUGCAUACGAGACCGUUUCGCUCGGGUUUUCCGACUUCUGCGACCUCUUCACGGAGGAAGAAUGGAAGGGCUUCGAGUAUUUCAUUGAUCUUGGAUUCUGGUAUGGCGCUGGACCGGGAAAUCCAGCUUCUAGUGCCCAAGGAAUCGGCUAUGUGCAAGAGUUAGUUUCGCGCCUGACGCAGACUACGAUUACUAGCUUCGACUCCACGGUAAAUGCGACCAUUGUCACGAACCCAGUGGUCUUCCCGUUAGACCAACCUAUAUAUGUAGACAUGAGCCAUGAUACUGUCAUGUCAACAAUUUAUGUCGCCAUGAACUUCACCGGUCUCGCAGCCAAUGGACCUCUUCCUACAGACCAUGUCCCGAAGAACAGGACAUAUUUCGCCAACCAAAUUGCGCCUUUCGCCUCCAAUCUCGUAGGACAGGUUCUUUCUUGCCCUGCCUCCAACCUGCCAACACAUAUUCGUUGGCUCUUGAAUGAUGCUGCCGUUCCCCUCACUGGCAUCAACGGCUGCAAACACAACAGCGAUGGACUAUGUGAUAUCAAUACGUUCAUUGCUGGGAUGAAGCAGCGGAUUGCAGAGGUAGAUUUCAACUUUGAUUGCUUUGGGAAUUACACUAUUCCAAUUCCUGACAAUAUUGUUGACGGUCAAUUCCCUAAAAAUCUGAGAACUGCCUAG